Messenger RNA from Cooperia oncophora, 657 nucleotides. NCBI's taxonomy places the organism in Eukaryota, Metazoa, Nematoda, Chromadorea, Rhabditida, Trichostrongylidae. The record is from the annotation of a GenBank genome assembly.
AUGUUCACUUCUGGACCCAUGGUGCCAUUGGGAAUUUCGUCGUCAAGGAGCCGAUGGCUACCCGACCAUGUAACCUUCGAAGAAGGAGCUCUCUUGGAGCCGCUUUCCGUAGCCGUGCAUGCAUGUCGAAGAUCUGGACUGCAGAUGGGACAGCGUGUUUUGGUACAAGGAGCAGGUUCUAUCGGCAUGCUCUGUAUGAUGACAGCGAGAACAAUGGGGGCUUCCGAAGUCGUCAUCACAGACCUGAACCAGGACCGACUGGAUCUGGCCAGGAGACUAGGAACUGAACAUGCAAUUUGUGUUGAAGGGAAAUCGCCUGCCCAGGUGCGACAGGCCGUUACCGAAGCCUUGGCAAGUGAGCCUGACGUCACCUUGGAAUGCACCGGAGUACAGCCGUCUAUAGAGUCUGCGAUUCUGAGUACUCGUUCGGGAGGUGUGGUAGUGCUGGUUGGAUUGGGAGAGUCAAGAAAAGAACUUCCUGUGGUAGAUGCUGCACUUCGAGAGGUCGAUAUCAGAGGUGUACUUAGAUAUGUGAAUUGUUACCCGACUUCCCUUGACCUUGUGGCAUCUCGGAAAAUCGACCUUAUCUGGACUAACGAGAGCUCUUUAUACCCUGGACGAAGCCCUGGACGCCUUCAAGCGAUCUCAGAAAGGUGA